Molecule: messenger RNA, 1062 nt
Organism: Trichoplax adhaerens
Lineage: Eukaryota; Metazoa; Placozoa; Uniplacotomia; Trichoplacea; Trichoplacidae
Exons: 4
Coding region: 1-1062 (353 amino acids)
Biological process (GO): pyrimidine nucleotide-sugar transmembrane transport
Cellular component (GO): Golgi membrane
Molecular function (GO): UDP-galactose transmembrane transporter activity
Source: RefSeq, a predicted model, not a curated record
AUGAAAGAAAAUAAAAAUAGCGAUGGUAGAAGUAAUAGCAAUACGGAUCCGACGAUACGAAUCGGUACCAUCAAUGUUUCGCUAAAAUAUAUUAGUUUAUUUACUUUAACGCUUCAAACAACCGCUUUGGUCUUGAUCAUGCGAUAUUCUAGAACUAUACCUAGCAAGACGAUGUAUCUGGUCACUACUGCAGUGGUUAUUGCUGAAGCGAUGAAAGUCAUUACUUGCUUGUUAAUCAUCUUUCGACAAGUCGGCUUCAAUUUUCAUAAGUUUACUGCAGUCGUUCGCGAUGAAUGUAUUGGACAAUUCUCUGAGACGAUUAAAUUGGCUAUUCCAGCUGGGCUUUAUACGGUGCAAAAUAAUUUACUCUACAUUGCUUUAUCCAACCUGGACGCAGCUACAUAUCAAGUCACCUAUCAGUUAAAAAUUUUAACUACUGCUGUUUUCUCCGUCACCAUGUUGGGUAGGAGACUCAGCUCGACUAAGUGGAUUGCAUUAGUCUUACUCAUGGCUGGUGUCUCAUUGGUUCAGAUGCCAACGAAGGGGCCACAUAGUUCCAAAGAUUUAUCUAAAUCGAAGCAAUUCUUGGGAUUAGUUGCUGUCCUUACUGCUUGUUUAUCAAGCGGAUUUUCCGGAGUUUAUUUUGAAAAAAUUUUGAAAGGUACAAAGUCUUCCAUUUGGGUUCGUAACGUACAGCUUGGUACAUUUGGAUUUAUUUUCGGUUUAAUGGGAAUGUUGUACAAAGAUUAUGAUGCACUUGUUAAAGAUGGUUUUUUCCAAGGCUAUAAUAACAUUACGUGGAUCGUCGUAAGUUUACAGGCUAUUGGGGGUUUGAUAGUCGCCGUUGUUGUAAAAUACGCUGACAACAUCCUUAAAGGAUUCGCUACAUCGAUCUCAAUCAUAACAUCUUCACUUUUAUCUUAUUACGUUUUACAAGACUUUAUUCCAUCUCAAUUUUUUGUGUAUGGAACUUGCAUUGUACUUGUCGCCACUUAUUUAUAUAGUAAGCCUGACGCCCCAGCUCCUAGUCCGCCGACUUCUUCAGCAAGUAACAAAGUCUGA